Misgurnus anguillicaudatus (oriental weatherfish) is the source of this 10031-nucleotide messenger RNA. The record is from RefSeq and is a predicted model, not a curated record. Lineage: Eukaryota; Metazoa; Chordata; Actinopteri; Cypriniformes; Cobitidae.
CAAAGAGGCUAUAUGCCGAACGAUGUGUUACAGAGGCUGCACCGCUUCCUCUUAAAACAAGUCAAGCAGAGGCUGCACAGCUCCCUCUUAAAAUAAGUAGAGCCGAGGUAUCGCCACUUCCUCGUAAAACUAAGGUAGACUUGUCAGGAAUUGCUGGCAAGUGCCAUUGUGCAAAACCCCAGCAGGUUCCACUCCGUCCUGCAAUAAAACGGGUAGAGGCUGCACCGCUCCCUCUUAAAACAAGUGUAGCCGAGGUUUUGCCGCUUCCUCGUAAAAAAAUGGUAGGUUUGCCUGAUGCAGGCAAGCUGUGGAAAACUAUGGAAAACAAAGGUAAAACUAUGGAAAACCAAUGCAAAACCAAAUCAAUAAACCAUCCAAACCCAAUGAACUCUGAAUCAAACUGUGAAAUUUCCAAAAAUGUACAUGAAAUUGCUUUGAAAGCUUUACCUGCAAGUGUUGAAUUUCCACAGAAACCAGUGCUAAAAGGUUCCUUUCAUCAAGGUGAUGCCCGUUUUGGAGAUUCACGCAACAGACAGUGUGGUGCUGUCAGUCUAACAGCAGUGUUGACAAGCAAGAUGAAGAAUGUGCUGACCUGGUCAACACGAGAUCUUGAUGGUGUUUUGGUGGCAGGAACACAGCUUUAUGAAACUUUACGAAACCAGGGUAACAUAAAUGACCAGGAAGCCAUGGGUAGGCAUUACAUUGCAGUCCAUGAAUUACCAAGGAGACAUGUGCUGGGUAAUACAGUCUUUUACAUUGAGUACACAGAUUCUCUGACCGGAUUGGUAAAUGUUGAUGUUUACGAUGAAGCAGUUAGCAGUGUGGUUAUGCCACUUGAUGUAGCUCUUCAGCAAACUCUACUGAGUGCUGAUGCCUUUCUUUUGACUAUAUCUGCCAACACGUGUGCGGUCAUUAAGCAGGGAUCAUGGUAUGCUUUUGUUGAUUCUCAUGCUGUCAAAACAGAGACAAGUUACGUUGCUUAUCACAGCAGUAUACAAUCCUUGUACAACUACAUUAACGAGAUUGCAAUGUCAUUUGGUGUAAAUGAGCCACUAUUUGAGAUAACCGGAGUUAUGGUUCAUACAGAUGCUGAUGACUCUCAGUUGCUGGAAGCAGAUAACAGCAGUCUUCCUUGUUCUUCCAGUAAGGUGCUUUACAGUGAAAUUGUAAAACGCACACCCAAGGUAUGUGAAUCUGUGAUGACGGAGGUUAGAACAUCUGACUUUUCAUUACCUGAUGCUAUAGUUCCAAAUGCAAAAAGUAAGAACCUUCCAAUACAUACAGACCAAACUGUGUUCCAAAGUAAAGGGAAAAAGGCAAAAAGAAAGCAGUUUGAUUUCCCAGAUAAACAGUUGUCAAAAUGCAAUGUUGAAAAUGUUGUAACUGAUGACAUUAUUAUUACUGACAUUACUAUUCCAGACAUAUUAUUUUGUCCUUUGACUCAUGAAGAUCAGCAAGCUUUAUGUAAAGUUGUACUUCUGACAAAUGAUAACAGUGGCCGUAAUGUUGUUAUAAACUUUGGUCCAAUUGCAGGUCUGUGUCAGACUAAGAGUAUAAAAGCAGAUGGCAAUUGUUUUUUUAGAUCACUGGCACAUGUGAUAUGUGGAAGCGAAGAGAAACAUUUGAAAAUUCGCCGUGCAGUUGUCAAACAUCUGAAAAUGAAUGGUCCGAUGUUUCAGAGGUAUGUCAGAAGUGAGUAUGCUUCAGUAGAUGACUAUUUGACACAAUCUAGAAUCUUUUAUUCUGGGUCAUGGGUCACUGAAAUUGAUAUAUUUGCCGCUUCUGAUCUGUUUAAAACCACCAUAAUGACAUUUAAUGAUGGCAGAUGGAGUGCUCAUAACCCUAGUGGAGAGGUAUUGACACACAAUGCAAUUUAUUUAAACAAUUGUAACAAUAAUCAUUAUGAAGUUGUGACAUGUGUUAAGCACCGAGAUCAAGACUACAUUUGUGCUGGAGCAUGUGACAAUGGAACAUCAAAUGAGACGAUGAGUAAGCCAUGUUUGCGAAAAAGAAAGGUAAGCGAUGCUACAGAAUCUUCUGCAAACAAGAGGCAUAGGGAGAGAUACUCUAACAAUAGUGAGUACAGACAAAAAAAACUGAAUUCAAUGAAAACAAAAUACUUUCAUGAUACUGAUUACAGGGAUAGUAAACUUGACUCUGCCAAAGCAAAAUACUGUCAUGAUGCUCUUUACAGGGAAAGUAAACUUGACUCUGCCAAAGCAAAAUACCGUCAUGAUGCUCUUUACAGGGAAAGUAGACUUGACUCUGCCAAAGCAAAAUACCGUCAUGACGUUGUUCACAGGGUGAGUAAACUUAAAAAUCUUUAUGAUGCCUAUCACAAAAAUGUUGAUGCUCGUAUGGUUAAAUGUGAACGCUCAAAACAUUUGUACUCAAGUAAUAUGCAGUUUAAGAAACUUGUUUGCAAAUAUUCACAAGUGAAAUACAAGAGCAAUAUGGGUUUUCAAACACGUGUGCGUGAGUAUUCCAGAAAGAAAUACCUUGAAAACCUGGCCUUUAAGGCAAGAGUACGUGAGUAUUCCAGAAAGAAAUACCUUAAAAACCUGGCCUUUAAGGCAAGAGUACGUGAGUAUUCCAGAAAGAAAUACCUUGUUAACCUGGCCUUUAAGGCAAGAGUAUGUGAGUAUUCCAGAAAGAAAUACCUUCAAAACCUGGCCUUUAAGGCAAGAGUACGUGAGUAUUCCAGAAAGAAAUACCUUCAAAACCUGGCCUUUAAGGCAAGAGUAUGUGAGUUUUCCAGAAAGAAAUACCUUCAAACAAAGAAAGAACAAAAACUAAUUGAUUCUAGUAUUGCUCAUUUUCGCCAGGAAGUAAGUAGAGGUCCAGAGUUUGUGUGCUCUGUCUGUCACCGUUUACUUUUCAGAAAGCAAGUAAAAGAAUGCAAAACUGAAUGCUAUGAAAAGAAAGGAGAACAAAUUGCUGCUUUGGCCAGAAGAUGCAUCACACUGAGGUAUGUUCAUGUUUGUGAUGAGAGAUGUUCUGGUAAUUCUAAUGUUUCUUCUGCAGAGUGCAAACUGUGGAUCUGUCCAACAUGUCAUCGAAAAAUCCUGUAUGGACAAUUGCCUGCGGAAAGUGUUGCUAACAACAUGCAUUUGGUGGAUAUUCCAUAUCAGCUGAAAUGUCUUAAUUCAUUAGAACAACAUCUUGUUGCUCGUAACAUUCCUUUUUUGAAAUUGCUUUGUCUCCCCCGCGGAAAACAACGGGGUUGUCAUGGGCCAGUUGUCUGUGUGCCUGUAAAUGCUUCUGACAUCUGUAAUAUUCUUCCACGAAAUGAAUGUGAUGACAUGAUGGUAAGGAUCAAACUGAAGCGUAAGUUAACGUACAAAGGGCAUUACGAGUAUAAGUAUGUGCACACUGAUCGUGUUAGAAAUGCUUUGAAAUAUUUAAUCAGGUGCAAUAGGUGGUAUAAAGAUGUUGAAAUUAAUGAAUGUUGGGUCAACUCUUUGGAUGAACCGCCAGAGAAUGUUGUUUGUGAUGAAAUGCAGGAACAAAAUGCUGAAGCUGAAAAUGGCGAUGGGCAAAAUGAUCCUGAAGAAGAAACUGAAGAAGACUUGACCUAUGUCAAAGAGCAAUGUGGUCUUUUGUCUGACACGUCAUUACAACCUGUUGAUGUUGGUUGUGAAAUAAUUGAUCAGCAUUUUCAGGAUGUAUUAAAUGUUGCACCAGCUGAAGGUAAGAGUCCUGUUAAAUUGCUAUCUGAUAAAACAAAUGAAGCUAAAUGUUUUCCUGUUCUUUUUCCAACUGGUGGCCCAACAUUUCAUGAUGACAGGGAAGUAAAAAUCACAUUGUCCCGAUAUCUAAAUGCGAGAAUUCUGAAUGCAGAUGGGCGUUUUGCACAAAACACAGACUUUAUAUUUUAUGCACAGUAUUUGUCAGAAUUGGAUCAAAUUGUGUCUAAUGUUUCUAUUGCUUUACGAAAAGGUUCAGACAAGAGUUUGUUACAGGCAGUUACAUCAGAUGUGCUCACUAACCCGGAAUCGUUAACCAAGUUGCUGAAUUACGAUGAAGGCUACAAGUUUUUAAGGCCAGUCCGUGGAACACCGCCAUAUUGGCAAAGCACUCAGAAAGAUCUUUUUGCUCUCAUCAGACAACUAGGUAUUCCAACUUUCUUUGCAUCAUUUAGCUCAGCAGAUCUAAGGUGGCCUGAAAUGAUCAAAACCAUUCUUAUUCAAGAAGGUAAGAAUUUAAAUGUUGAUGAGCUUGAUUGGUCUGAAAAAUGUGGGCUGAUUAGAAGAAAUCCAGUCACUGCUGCAAGAAUGUUUGACCAUAGGUGGCAUUGUUUUUUGAAAGAUGUAAUUAUGUCUCCUGCUCAACCUAUUGGAAAGGUAAUCGAUUACUUUUACCGUGUGGAAUUUCAGCAGCGUGGAUCUCCUCAUGUUCAUUGUCUGUUUUGGGUAGAAAAUGCUCCAAAGUUAAAUGAAGAUAAUGAAGACAAUGAUGCUUUGGUUGCUGCAUUUGUAGAUCGUUACAUCACUUGUGAGAUCCCUAGUGAGGAUGAUUCUGAAUUGUAUGAGACAGUCAACAGUGUUCAGAAGCACAGCAUCAGACAUUCUAAGACAUGUCGUAAGAAAAACACAGUUUGUAGGUUUAAUUUUCCACGGCCACCAUCUGGUCGCACAUUUAUAUCAAGAGCCUAUUUGGGGCAAUGCAAUGAUGAAAAUGAGACUGCAAGUGCAGUUUUGAAGAAAAUUAAAAGUGCCUUAACAGAUUUUGAUGUCAGUUUUGUUUCAACAGAUGCAUUAUUUCAAUCAAUUGGGAUUGAUCAGGCUGUGUUUGAGAAGGCUUACAAGAAAUGUUCAAAGAAGAAAAGUGUUGUCUUGAAACGAAAUCCAAAUGAUGUUUGGGUAAACCAGUAUAAUAAACAUCUUAUACGUGCAUGGCACGGCAACAUGGAUAUCCAGUAUGUCACUGAUGCUUACUCUGUAGUGGUUUAUAUUAUUAGUUAUAUCACAAAAGCAGAGCAAGAAAUGGGACUGUUGCUGCAACGUGCACAGAAUGAAGCGUUGGAUGGAAAUCAUGAAGCAAGAUCAGCUUUGAAAAGGUUGGGAAGCAUAUAUUUACACAACAGGGAAAUCUCUUCUCAAGAGGCGGUGUAUCGACUAACAGGUAUGCACUUGAAAGAAUGUUCUCGCAAAGUCCAGUUUAUUCCAAUUGGCACAGACCCUGUGAAAAUGAGUUUACCUCUGCAUGUGCUGCAAGCUGAGCAGUCAGGUGAGAAAAGCACUAUUUGGAUGAAGAGUCUCGUUGACAGGUACAAGAGUAGACCCAAAACACAAAUUUUUGAUGUUAUGUGUAUUGCAAGUUUUUGUUCAGAAUAUAGGAUAUUGUCACAAUCUGAGCUUUCUUCACAAAAGUCCUCCAAAGACAAAGUGAUCAAGCUUAACAACAACUGUGGAUAUAUGAUACGAAGAAGUCGAACCAAGCCAGCAGUGGUCAGGUAUCCGAGAUUUUCACCAACAAAGGAUCCAGAGAAGUACCACCAUUCAUUGUUACAACUUUUUUUACCACAUUAUGAAGAUUGGCAGCUGAAACCAGAUAAUUUUAACACUUAUGAAGAUUUCUACAACCAUGGUGCUGUAAAAUGUGGAAGUAGUCUAGCAAGUGUCAAGUGUACUGUUGAUGCAAAUCGAGCAGUUUUUGAAAAGGAAAGUGAUAAAAUAAAUAGAGCUGAACAGCUUUUAGAGCAAGGUGUCGAUUUAGAAGAUGCUUGGGCUCUACUGUGCCCUGAAACUGAGAAAGAACGUGAUGAAUGUUUAAAUCUAAAGAAGCAACGAGUAUUGCCAGAUGAAGAUGAUUCUGGCACACUUAUUCCAGAUCUUGCAGCAAAUGCUCAAACUGCAUUCACAAUUGAUACUAGUAAUGCUACAAUGUCUAGAGAUGAAGCAUUGAGUUUACUAAGAUCUUUAAACGCUGAACAAUCUGCAGUAUUUCACAAAGUCCGCAAAUGGUGUCUACAGAAAGUAUAUGGUGAAAAUUCUGAACCAUUUUUCUUGUUUGUUACAGGUGGAGCAGGCACAGGAAAAAGUCAUUUAAUCAAAGCAAUUCAUUAUGAAUCUUGUAGGCUCUUAUCUCAGCUAUCUGAUAACCCUGAUGAUAGAACUGUGAUUUUAUGUGCCUCAACAGGUGUAGCUGCUUACAACAUUGGUGCCGCAACCAUCCACAACACCUUUUCUAUUGGUGUUAAUGUCAAAUUGCCAUAUCAACCUUUAAGUGAUGACAAAAUCAAUUCUCUGCGUUCCAAAAUGGCUUGUUUGCAAAUCUUGAUCAUUGAUGAGAUAUCCAUGGUUGACCAUCACCUUUUGUCUUAUGUUCAUGGCAGGCUGCGACAAAUCAAGCAAACUGGUGACUACUCUGUAUUUGGAAAAGUAAGCAUUAUUGCUGUAGGAGAUUUCUAUCAGCUUCCGCCUGUCAAAGGUACUCCCCUCUAUGCCGAUGCAAAAGGAGUGAAUCUUUGGGAUAACAUCUUUGAAAUUGCUGAAUUAACAAAUGUUGUUAGGCAAGAAGAGGCAUCUUUUGCAGAAAUGUUAAAUCGUCUGAGAGUUCGUAAAAAAAAUGAAUCUCUGAGUCUAAGUGACAUUAACAUGCUGAAGCAAUGUGAAACUGGUGAGGUAUGUACUGAUAUUCACAUAUUUCCUACAAAUUCUGAAGUUGAUGAAUAUAACAUGCUCAUGCUUCAUGAGUGUUGUCCAGAUGUGAUCAGUAUUCGAGCUCGAGAUUUUGUGAGGAAUCCUAAAACUGGACGAAUGGAACCCAAGGUUGGAAUGCAUACAAAAGUUUUCAACUCUUGUUUAUCUACCUUUGUUUCCUUGGGUGUUGGGGCAAGAGUAAUGUUAAAGAAAAACGUGGAUGUUUCUGAUGGCCUUGUUAAUGGAGCAUUUGGCACUGUUGUCCACAUAAGUGAAAGUCAGAAACAUGAUGAUGACGAUGACAAUGAUUUCCCCUCAGCCAUUCACGUAGGCUUUGAUGAUCCAAAUGUUGGUAAAGUUCAGCGAUCAAACCAACAGCCGAGAUUUUCCAAAAACGCAACUGUAAUUGAAGCACAAGAAGAUCAUGUCACAAAUGAUGGUGGCAUAAGACGUCAGUUUCCACUGAAAUUGGCAUGGGCGUGCACUGUACACAAAGUGCAAGGGCUUACAGUAGAUAAAGCUGUUGUAUCGCUUGACAAGAUCUUUGCUCCAGGACAAGCAUAUGUUGCAUUGAGUCGUGUGAGAACCAUCAACGGAUUGAUCAUUCAAAACUUCAAGGAGUCUGCCAUAUAUUGCAAUGAUAAAAUUGAGCAAGCAAUGAAAAAUAUGGUCAAAUUUUCUUUAGAAAACAACAGUUUCAGAAAUAUACCGGGUAUAUUUAGAAUUGCUCUUCAUAAUGUGCAAAGUCUUCAAGCUCACAUUCAAGAUGUUCGAGCUCACAGACAGCUUUUGAAUGCAGAUUGCAUUUGUUUAACUGAAACAUGGUUAAAAGCUGAAGACAAGGAAGAUGAAGUACAGAUACCAGGAUUUAAUUUUAAGCAUAAUCCAAGAGCUAAUUGUUAUGAUAACAGCAGUCUGCUUUUCAGUAAUUUAAAACACCAACGAGGAGGAGGAGUUGGAAUAUACUGUUGUCAAAAUGUGGUUUCUAAUGUCAUCAUUCCAGAACCUUGUAAUUUGGAAUGUCUCUACUUGACAAUUCCACAUGUGAAUUUAAAUGUUGCACUGCUGUACAGGCCUAAUUCAUAUCCAAUUGACAUGUUUCGACUAAAUGUAUCACAUGUCAUUGCUGAGCUGGAGAAACAUGCCGGAACCAAACUAAUCAUGGGGGACUUCAAUGAAGAUAUCAUAACAUCAUCUACUAUUAGGAUGUUGAUGGAAUUUAAUGGAUACAGUCAACAUGUGCAACAUCCAACAACUGAAAAGCGUACAUUAAUAGAUCACGUGUAUGCUAAAGAUGUGCAAAAUAUUUCAGUUGAAAUUAGUUCGACAUAUUAUAGUUAUCACGAGGCAGUGCUAGUUACAGUAUGGUAAUAUGUAUGUAUAUUGAACACCUAUAUGACUUUGAUUUCUCUUGUCUAUUUGUCUUUGUGUCUGUCUGUUCUACAAUGUGAUGCUAACACUGAGAGUGAUGUCUACAAAAUGCUGUACAGGUUUGCAACUGGUAAAGGUAUGCUACUAAUCUAUCUAUAUCAAACGGUUUACUUAAAGAUGCAUCAGUUUUAUUUGGUACUACCAUAUCAACAAGGAAGAAAGUCAUGUAAGGUAUUUUGCUUGUAUGGAAUGUAUGCCCAUUCCAAGAUAUUUGUAUUACUGUAUGGUCUCUCUUUCUAUAUCCCAAGUGCCAACCAUGGUAAGAAUCAAAGAUGUCCAGAUUACUAGCAACUGCAUUCCAGCCUUUAUCCAGCACAAGCCAUCCAUACAACACUGGGGGGGGGGGGGGUCAAACCGCAUAAGAAGCGUCCAACAAAGACUGCCUGCAUUCCUACGCAACUAAUUUCAUAGCACUACAUAAAGAGUCAACAUGGAGAAGCCCACAAUAAAAGGUUACCAAAAUGCACUGAUGCUGAAAAUCUACAUUCUCAUCAUGACUCAUCUGUGAACUAUAAAUGUAUUGUCUAUUGGUCCUAAGCACAGAUGAACCUACUAACAAUACAUUUUCAGCUUUGUACAACUUCAAGACUAAUGAGCACAUUCUGAGAUUCAAAAUCUCCUAUAAAUAUAUGAACUACAUACAAAAAGAUUUUCUGCUAACAUCAUUCCCUCUACAUACUCAUCAUUAUGCUGUGCCUCAUGAGCUGGUAUGAAGUAAACAACAUAUUUAAAGGUUAGACUAUCUUACACUGGGAACAGCCAACAAAGCCUAUUCAUCCAACCUUAACACUGCUCACUGUGAACUUUCCAGCUCAUCCUCCGACCCCCCCCCCCCCCCAGAGAUCCUGGUAUUUGUCCCUAACACUCAUUCGCCUCUUCCAUGCAGCCCUUCCAAGGAACUGUCAAUAAUACUAAGAUGACCCGGUUUGCAGGAAUUCAUGUCAGCACCAUAUGAAGAGGUUGAUGUUACAAUGACUAUCCAGAUCAACCCACAAUUCCAAGUCUAAUGCUGAUGAGAGCAGACCUCAGGACCCGAUUGUGUCACCAGCAGUAGAAGUCCUAUCCUACAGCUGUCAAGCAGAAACUAUGAUCAUUGUCAUAGAAGGGGAAAUCUGCAGAGAGUGUUGGUUAGACUAUCUUACACUGGGAACGGCCAACAAAGCCUAUUCAUCCAACCUCAACACUGCUCACUGUGAACUUUCCAGCUCAUCCUCUGACCCCCCCCCCCCCAGAGAUCCUGGUAUUUGUCCCUAACACUCAUUCGCCUCUUCCAUGCAGCCCUUCCAAGGAACUGUCAAUAAUACUAAGAUGACCCGGUUUGCAGGAAUGCAUGUCAGCACCGUAUCUGGUCUUGAAGAGGUUGAUGUUACAAUGACUAUCCAUAUCAACCCACAGUUCCAAGUCUGAUGCUGAUGAGAGCAGGUUGGCAAUCAAUGUCACGCUAAUCAACAUUCAUAUAGCUCCAAAUGUUUUUCCUACCAUUGCAUUGAAAAUAGUUUCUGCCACAAACCUCAGGACACGAUUGUGUCACCAGCAGUAGAAGUCCUAUCCUACAGCUGUCAUGCAGAUACUAUUAUCAUUGUCACAGAAGGGGAAAUCUGCAGAGAGUGUUGGUACGUUGCAGUUUCCCAGCAAAUCAUGGCCAGCUUGGAUCAUGAACUUGAUACUCCAUGACUGGGCCUUUCUGAUGUUAUUCCAUGUCAGCCUGCCAUGUAAUUUGUUUCUAUGCUUUAAAGACACAAGCACAGUUCAAUACCUACUGUGAAAAUCUGAGGCCUUUGGAUUGCUGUACUGCAACUUGAAAAAUUGAAAACAACAGACUCUACAAUCAAUUUAGAGAAUAUCCAUAAAAUAAUUUCAGCUAUGAAUACUCAAUCAUCCAAGUAAUAUUACUAUGCAAUACAACUGGUAUGGAUGGCUUGUAUUAUAAAUAAAUACAACAUUGAUGAAAAUGUA